UCAAGUUGCGCCUAGUCCCUGACUGGCCUGGCAGGACUAAACUAGCAAUACUCUCGAACAGGACGAGAUAACACGUUAGAUUCGGGAUAAUAUGUGAACCUGUUUACAUGCAAUGGAAUUUCUAUUGAGAUCGGUGGAUGUAUUAAUGUCAUGAUUCAAAGGUGGAAGCGGCUUGAGGCUGGCAGUUAGACGACCCUCCCCCAUCGUCGGAGAGGCGGCGUCAGGGCCGGUGUGAGGGCCGGUGCUGGAUCCAGAGACCCCUGCCAGGGGGGGGGUUUCGGGGCCCUCACCGCCCUGCGGGUGUGAGUCUGGACCAUGGGGGACGUGGGUGCGGCGGCGGCGGGGGGCGGGGUCAAGGUGAUCCGCUCGCACACGUUGUUUGACAACUUCGUCCAGGCCAGCACAUUCAAGGGCACGCUGAAGGCCUUCCAGGAGCUGUGUGACCACCUGGAGCUCCAGCCCACAGACUCCCGGGUCUUCUACCACAAGCUCAAGUCCAAGCUCAACUACUGGAAGGCCAAGGCGCUCUGGGCCAAGCUGGACAAGAGGGCCGCCCAGAAGGAGUACAAGAAGGGCCGAGCGUGCGCCAACUCUAAGUGUCUGAUCAUCGGUGCGGGGCCAUGCGGCCUGCGUACGGCCAUAGAGCUGGGCUUCCUGGGGGCCAAGGUAGUGCUGCUGGAGAAGAGAGACGCCUUCUCCAGGAACAACGUGCUCCACCUCUGGCCCUUCACCAUCCAGGACCUCCGGGGCCUGGGGGCCAAGAAGUUCUACGGGAAGUUCUGCGCCGGCGCUAUCGAUCAUAUCAGUAUCCGUCAACUCCAACUCAUGCUGCUCAAGGUGGCUCUGCUGGUGGGCAUCGAGAUCCACGUCAACGUGGAGUUCAAGGGGCUGAUCGAGCCCCCCGAGGACCAGGAGAGCGAAAAGAUAGGCUGGCGGGCUGAGAUUAACCCCAGGACACACCCCGUCAACGAGCUGGAGUUUGAUGUCAUCAUCGGGGCCGAUGGAAGGAGAAACACCCUGGCAGGAUUCGCACGCAAGGAGUUUCGGGGAAAGCUGGCCAUCGCCAUCACGGCGAACUUCAUCAACAGGCACACGACGGCAGAGGCCAGCGUGGAGGAGAUCAGCGGCGUGGCGUUCAUCUUCAACCAAAAGUUCUUCCAGGACCUCCGAGAAGCCACAGGGGUCGACCUGGAAAACAUCGUCUACUACAAGGACGACACACACUACUUUGUGAUGACGGCCAAGAAGCAGAGCCUCCUGGAGAAAGGAGUCAUCCUGCAUGACUACGCGGACACGGAGAUGCUGCUGUCCCGGGCCAACGUGGACCAGGCCGCCCUGCUCUCCUACGCCUGCGAGGCCGCCGACUUCUCCACCAAUCGGCAGCUGCCCGCGCUCGACUUUGCCAUCAACCACUACGGCCUGCCCGACGUGGCCAUGUUCGACUUCACGUGCAUGUACGCCUCGGAGAACGCCGCGCUGGUCCGGCAGCGCCACGGCCACAAACUGCUGGUGGCGCUGGUGGGGGACAGCCUGCUGGAGCCUUUCUGGCCGAUGGGGACGGGCAUUGCCCGAGGGUUCCUCGCUGGCAUCGACUCAGCCUGGAUGGUGCGAAGCUGGGCUCAGGGAAACAGCCCCUUGGAGGUGUUGGCCGAGAGGGAGAGUAUUUACCGCCUGCUGCCGCAGACCACACCGGAGAACGUCAGUAAGAACUUCAGUCAUUACAGCGUGGAUCCCACCACGCGCUACCCCAACGUCAGCCUCAACUUCCUCAGGCCAAACCAGGUCCGCCACCUUAUUGACAACGGGGAGUCCAGAGAAAUGCGCAUUGAGAUUGAGAACGUGAUCAACUCUGCGUCGUCCAAAUUGACCAGGAACGAAUAUUACCGGUAUGACAAGCGGUUGCGAGAAUCCAUCGCUCGAUCCAGUAAGCUUCUCAACUGGUGCCAGAGGCAGACGGAGGGCUAUAAAAACGUCAAUGUUACGGACCUCACCACGUCCUGGAAGAGUGGGCUGGCCCUGUGCGCCCUCAUACACCGAUACAGACCGGAUCUCAUGGAAUACGACUCGUUAGAUGAGCGGAACCAGGAGAGGAACAAUCAGUUGGCGUUCGACGUGGCAGAGCGGGAGUUUGGCAUCUCCCCCUGCAUGACGGGCAAGGAGAUGACCUCCGUGGCAGAGCCCGAUAAGCUCUCCAUGGUCAUGUACAUCAGCCAGUUCUACGAGAUGUUUAAGGACACAGUGCCACCCGGAGAUAACCCCAACCUGAGUCCAGAGGACAAGACGGCGUUGAUCGCGAGCACCAAGUCGCCCAUCUCCUUCCUCAGCAAGCUUGGCCAGAGCAUCGCCAUCUCCAGGAAACGCAACCCCAAGGACAAAAAGGAGAAGGAAACGGACGGUUUGGGGAAGAGGAGAAAAACCAUCCAGGCGGGGAAUUCUGAAGACGAGGAUCAGGUGAGGACGGGGCCUGACGACAGGCCGUCGCCCUCCACCACCCUGACGGACAGGAGGGUGGACCCCUCGGCCACGGCGGGGGGCCGGGACAACAAGGUCAAGGUGAUGGCCAACCAGCUGCUGGCCAAGUUUGAGGAGAACGCGCCGGAGAAGUCGACGGGCCUCAAGAGACAGGCGGGCUCCCUCCCCAAUCUGGACCGCAUUCUCACCAUUAGCCCGCCUGCUGCCCCUCACAAGCAGCCCAGCCGCCUGGCCCCUGUGCCAGCGUGGAGAAAGAGGCGAACACAACAGCAGGAGCAGCUCAGCAUUCGCUAUAAAGAGCGGGUGAAGCAUCAGACUCAGCCUGGCCAAGGGGAGCAGGGACCGGCCAGGAGCAACACCGACCACCUGCCCAGCUCGGCCUCUCGAAGCUGUCCUAAGAAAACCAUUCUGCUUCCCUCUUCUUCCUCCACCUCUUCACUCUCUCUUCACUCACAGGAAUGGAAGCCGUUGCACUUGGAGGAUCCCGGGCCCAUUCACAUCCCUAGCAUACAGGAAAGGGCUGAUUGUCUGAUCUCUAAGUUUAAAGGCAAGCCUAAGAAGCCUCCCAAGCCCAAGAGCAAGCCCUCACAUUUCUUUGUAGAACAGUGGUACCUCUCCCGGGGCCUGCGUCCCAGUGUCUCACCCCUGUCCUCCCCAGACUCUCCCAGAAAGGAGCCGGCCAGGGCUCUCCGCUCGGAGAACCAAGGUCCCUUACACGUGCUUAGCAUUCAGCAGAGGGCUCAACAGCUUGCCUCUCAGUUUGAGGGCAAGCCAGCCAGACCACAGACCAAGAAGAAACCUUCACGUUCCUUAAUGGAACAGUGGCACCUGGCCCGGUCGCACAGCCCCCCCGAGUCUCCCCUCUCUUCCCCUGAUACUUUCAGACAGCGCUAUGUAAAGAUGUACACAGGGGGCGUUAGCUUAUUGGCUGAUCAGAUAGCCAAUCAGCUUCAGUCUCACGAAGAACCCAAGCCCCUGCUUGACAAGAGGGAACUGGGCUCCCUGAGGAAGGAGUUCCCGGUGAACAUCGGCGGCAGCGACGUGUGCUUCUUCUGCAGCAAGCGCGUGUACGUGAUGGAGCGGCUGAGUGCCGAGGGGCGCUUCUUCCACCGCAGCUGCUUUAAGUGCGACUACUGCGGCACCACGCUGCGCCUGUCCUCCUACGCCUUCGACGUGGAGGACGGUAAAUUUUACUGCAAGCCCCACUACUGCUAUCGCUCGUCAGGCCAAGGCCAGAGGAAGAGGCCGGCCCCCUCCCCCGCGUUACCCAGACCUAAGACGGAGAUCGUGGCGGCCAGCCGGCCCGACCCGGCCAUGGUGGACGCCCCCCAAGGCGCGGGCCUCGUAACCCCGACGGGCCCCUCUGCCGAGCGCCGCUCCUCAGUCCCGGAGGCCAACGGCCUGCCGGAGCCCGUCCUCCCCAAGCGUCUGCGCGGGACCCCGGAGCGCAUCGAGCUGGAGAACUACCAGCUGUCCCUGCAGAGGGAGGAGGUGCUGGAGGAGGUGCCGGAGGAGACUCUGGCCGAGCACAACCUCAGCAGCGUGCUGGACAAGACCCUGCACGCCGACCCUGGCUCCAGCAGCAGCUCAGAGUCUGACAUGGACGACGAGGAUGAGGAGGAAGAAGAGGAGGAACCAGAGGAAGUGGAGCAGCAGCAGCUACAGGAGGAGGUGCAGCAGCAGCAGCAGGAGGAGGAGGAGGAGCAGUCGCUCCCCAAAAGCCCCUCUGAUCUGGGAGGCGUCCCCUGGAGGGAGGCGGUGGAGCUCCACGCCAAGCUGAAGGGAGACAGCGAAGAAGGCGGAGAAGGUGGAGAGGGAGGCGAGGAAGGCGCCAUCCGGAGAGAGGAGGAGGAAGAGGGAGCGGACGCGGAAGACGAAUAUGAGGAAGACGAAGAGGAGGAGGAGGAUGACGAGGAAGAGUCUAGCGACGAGGGGGAGUACUUCCCCUGGGAGAGGGAGCUUCAGUCAGGGCUUUGGCUGGAGAAGUACCUCACAGACGAAGAGGAUGUUGGUACAUUUAAAGCCAGGAACCUCCUGAUCCAGCAGGUGCUGCAGCCUGUGGACCCGCGGGCCCCGGCCAGUCUGGGCGGGAGGGCGCCGGGCGUGGAUUCAGAGGGCAACAGGCCGCUGUCUAACACCUCCCAGCUGUCCCAGCCCUCUGAGCAAACCCAGCUCUCCUCGACAGCCGUAGCCGCGGCAUCCACCCACGCGUCCCCCCGGCAGGACGCAGUGAGAGUGUGGCUGGACAGCAUCUCGGGAGAGCCCUGCGAGGAUCUGGAGCCGGAGCAAGAGGCCUACGCUCCUGAUUUAGAGCCUGGCACACAGAUGGAUCAGGAUGACAUCCCCUCGGAUGCAGAGGCGGAGGCUCGCCUGCACCCGUCGGAACACGUUCAGUCACUUCCUGCGGAGGACAGGAAGUCCAGGUUCCUGGGAAAUGUGUCCAGCGUCGAAGUAUCCAGUAUCAGUCCUUUCCAGAAAGAAGAUAUAAUUGUUUCUCCCAGCAAGCCAUCUGCAGAGCUUGAGAUACAGAUAAAGCCCCCAUCUCCCCGCUCCUCGGUGGAGUCUCCCAGCUCGCCCUUUUCCCCGGCACCCUUCGUACCGGAGACGGCCCUGCCCGAGAGCGCCCCCCCGUCGCCCUUACCCGGGAGCCCGCGGGGCUGUUCGCCGUCUCCCGCCGUUUCUCCCGGUCCCACUCCCGGUCCCACUCCCGCUCUCUCUCCAGCUCUCACUCCCGCUCUCACUCCCGCUCCAUCUCCGGGCCUUCCGGCAUCCCCCGCCGUAUCUCCCGCCCCGUCGCCCACCACCUUCGCCUUCACGCCGCCGAUCCGGUCGCAGCCCGUCCCCCUGCCGGCGUCCUCCGGCGCCUCCGUGUCUCCGGUGUAUCCCGACCGCUCCAUCUGCCCCCUCACCGGCAACCCCCUCUCCCCCAUCUGCGCCCCGUCGCUACCCUGCCGAGAAGCGGCCUCGCCCAAAGCCUCCCGGUCCCCGGUCCGGACGCAGCCGGUCCCCGCGCUCAGCUCCACGCCGCGGCCCGACGCGGCGGACGCGGAGCAGCCCCCGGACGCCCCCUCGGAGGACACCCCCUCCAAGAAGGCCGACAUCAUCGAGGAGUUCUGGCUCAAGAGCGCCGAGAUCCGGAAGAGCCUGGGCCUCACGCCGCUGGACCGCAGCAGCAGGAUCCUGGAGAAGAGCCCCGACACGUCCUCCUCCAGCUCCAGCCCCGCCCCCUCGCCCCCGGCCCCCUCCGCCUCCAGCACCACCACCCCGAAGCCGCUCCGCCCCCCGUCUCUGUCGGCGGAGCCCAAGCGGCCCGUCAUCCGCCGGCUCAACAUCACCCUGGAGGGUCAGGUGAUCACCCCCAUCGCCGCGCCCCCCUCCUCCGCGGGCGCGCUCCAGGGCAACGGCUCCGAUAAGAAAGCGCUGAGCAGCAGCGGCGGCUCCGGCCCGGGGCUCCAACGGAGCGCGGCCCCCCGGAGCCGGGCGGCGCACAGCGAGAGCUCCAACGCCUCGGACUCCACCAUGAUGACCCCGCCGUCAAGCCCGCCCCCGCCGGUGCCCGCCAACCAGUCCCCGGCCGUGCUCCGCCCCCAGAGGCACCAGGUGGCCUGGACCAACGGCAAGGAGAAGCCAGGGGUCACGCUGGCCAACGGCCCGUCCGCCGCCAAACCAAAGACCCCCGUGUCGCCCCCCAGAGUCAAAAGCCCGGUCUCGCCCCCGAGGGCCAAAACCCCCGUUUCGCCUCAGAGAGCGAAAACGCCGGUACCCACGCCGCGCACCCAGCUCAGCCCCGUUGUGACGGGGCCCAAGCCUGCCCUCCGGACCCCCACCUCGCCGAUCAAGGCCCCCAAGGGGGAGGAGGAGAAGGAGGAGAAGGAGGAGGAGGUGGUGGUGGUGGUCAUGAGGGAGAAAAAGAGGCCCCGGCGGGAGGAGGCCCGCAAGUCGUUUGUGGAGACGGUGGCGGAGAUCCCGUUCGCCGACGACGUGGACGAGAACUUUGACGAGCGCACCCCGGAGACCAGCCUGAACAAGUACUACACCCCGCCCACCAGCCUCCGGCCCCCCCUGCACCUGGCCCUGGCCAUGGAGAACGGCAAGCCCAACAUCCCCGGGCACCCGAGGGCCACCCAGUUCUCCCCGGAGGCCAAGGAGAUCGCCGAGGAGCGGAUGAGGGCCCGGGAGAAGUCCAUCAAGAGCCAGGCCCUGAAGGACGCCAUGAGCAAGCAGCUGACCAAGAUGAAGGAGUCGGACGCGGUCAAGAGUGCGGCGUCCAAGGUGGCCUGGACCGUUGCCGCCGCCGACAACGGCGGGAAGGGCAGGAAGCCGGCCAUCUCGCCCAACACGUCGGCCGUCAAGGCCCUGGAGUCGAAGAAGGCGGAGACGCUGCCGGAGCGCUUCUUCGGCGGCAACAAGAGCCUGGACGGCUCGGUGGCCUCGUCCGAGGGCUCCUCGGGGGGCAAGAGCAAGAAGCGCAGCUCCCUGUUCUCGCCGAGGAAGAGCAAGAAGGAGAAGAAGGCCAAGAACGAGGGCGGCAGGCCCUCGGGCGAGGGCGAGACGCCGCCCAAACACAAGUCCCUGUGGAAGGCUGUGUUCUCGGGCUACAAGAAGGACAAAAAGAAGAGGCAGCAGAGCGAGGAGAAGUCGUGUCCCAGCACGCCGUCCUCGAGCUCCACCACGCAGGACUCGGGGAAGAAGGGCAGGUCGUCGCCCGACGGGAAGUCGUCAGAGCUAAAGUCGCGCCGUAACCUGAGCUUCUCCGAGGAGUCAGACCUGUCCUGCGACGACGUUCUGGAAAGAUCCUCCCAGAAGUCCAAGGCAGACCGGCACGCGGACAUCUUCGACUUAGUGUCAGGCAUUCAGCAGGAGGCUCUGAGAGAGGAGAAACUUGGGAAGGAAAGGAGGAGAGUGUUGAAGGAGAGGAUGAGGGCAAAGGAAAGGAAAAAGGAGAAAGCUAAAGCAUGUGACAGAGAAGCUGUUCGGGAAAGAGAGACCGGAGCUGAUGAGUCUGUUUAUGUCCCCCAUGCACUGGCCUUCAAGAGAUCGUAUGCUACAAAGAAAACGUACACGGAGGAGGAGCUGAACGCCAAGCUCACCCGGCGGGUGCAGAAGGCGGCGCGGCGGCAGGCCAAGCAGGAGGAGCUCAAGAGGCUGCACCGGGCGCAGAUCAUCCAGAGACAGCUGGAGCAGGUGGAGGAGAAGCAGAGGCAGCUGGAGGAGAGGGGGGUGGCCGUAGAGAAGGCCCUGCGAGGGGAAGCAGGGUUGUAUAAAGGUACUUGUACAAUACCCAAACAGCACAAACGAAGAUCAGACUAUUGGGGAGAUUCUAAUUACAGUGAAAUCCUGGACUUGCAUCUGGGCGUUGAAUCUUCCCCGGUGCGGACCUACCGCCGAAGAACCCUCUCCCUGUGCUCCUGCUGGUCCCCCGAAGGCAUGGGAAAGAAAGACGACCCCAAGUUGAUGCAGGAGUGGUUCAAACUGGUGCAGGAGAAGAACGCGCUGGUCCGCUACGAGUCGGAGCUCAUGAUAUUCGCCAGGGAGCUGGAGCUGGAAGACCGGCAGAGCAGGCUCCAGCAGGACCUGAGGGAGAGGAUGGCUGUGGAAGACCACCUGAAGACGGAGCAGGAGCUGAGCCGAGAGAAGCAGAUCCUCAACGAGAUGCUGGAGGUGGUGGAGCAGCGGGACUCCCUGGUGGCCCUUCUGGAGGAGCAGAGGCUCCGCGAGAAGGAGGAGGAUAAGGACCUGGAGUCGGUGAUGCUCUCCAAGGGCUUCAACCUCAACUGGGUGUGAGGGCAGCCGCCCCCCCCACACAAACACACACAGACCAAGCCGCCCGGAAUGUCCUUUUUGCUUUUUCUUUCUUUUUUUCCCCUGCAAGACUGCGAUGUUUCAGCUAUGGAAACCAGUCGCUAAACGCAGAGGUCGCUAAACGCAGAGAUCGACCCCUUCUCCAGUAUGACCCCACUCGUCGGCCCGUACUUGCCUUUCUCACAGGGUCUUUGGGUUGUGUGAGUGCGUGUGUGUUUUGCCAGGGCCCUACGGAGAGGACUGACGGAUGAAUGCAGAGUCUCCGCUACUGCCACACCCACAGCCGUGAAUGUGUAGUGUUCUCCCGCUGCAGCCACGAGUGUGACGGAACGGAUUCUGUUUAGUUUUUAACCUUUACGUCGGAAAAACCGGCUGCUAGAAACCGAUGUUGACGUUAGUUCCGUCGGUCACUUUUUAUGUUUACGUUAGUUUUUUUUUUACGCUAAACGGUAAAAAAAGAAAAAAUGGACGUUACCGUUUACAUAUUUGCUUCCCCCCCCCCCUGCUCCCACCCAAAAAAGGCUUAUGGGGUAUCCAGAUCUGGAGAGCCUGAUUAUGGCGAGCCACAGCUUUAGUAUUGCUUAAAAUGUUCCUCUUUAUAAGAGGAACUUUGGGAGAAUUUAGAAAAUAAUCAAAGGGUUUUAUCAUCUAAAAGGGAAAAAAAAGAGAGGUUGGGUCCUACUGAUGUAAAGGAGUUGUACAGAUUCACUGGUAGGUAUAUCACAUUUCACAGUAUAUAGAGAGUUCUUGUUUAUUGCUUUGCAAGGACUGCUAAAGAGAUUGUUUGCGUGCUGCAGAGAUGCCUCACACUCAACUCUCCCAACUGCGGGGGAUCCGUUGUGAUUGGCGACCCCGACGAGGGAAACUGACACUCCACUUAGGCUGCCUUUCUAUCCAAUCACAGGCCAGCCCCUGUGUCCUUAGGAGUUGUUUCCGAAAGAGGCUCAAAGACUUUAUUUUAUUUCAUGCUCCCUUUUCCCCUGACAAUGAUUUUUUAAAUCCGUUUGAAUGUGGCCGCAUGGGCUUCACAAGCACUCGUUAGAGUGGGUUGCUUUCAGCAGAUAUAACGGGUUUUCCUCUGUGUAACCAGAGUAACCAGACCUCAACCAUUCUUAACCAGGCAUACCUUGAUAGGAACUGCAUGUCAAGAGCAGCGAGCACAGGAUCAGGACAAAGUCUGCAUUUUUUGGACUUGCAUUGUCUGAUUAGAAAAUAGAUUAGCAAACACAAAGGGAUUUUAAGAUUUUCACAAAGUAAAAAAGUCAUUUUCCCCAUUGCCUGGUAUUUCUUGGCAGCAAUCUUGUUUUGGGUUACAUCAAACCCAGUUUUAAUCUACUAGCUCAGUGCAAUAAUUACACACACACAAACAUCUGUGGGAUUACAUAUCCCUACUCCAUAACGGGCAUUAGUAGAGUGAGAAUGGAUAAGGCUUCUCCCUUGGCUGUUAUUGAGGGUUCCUACUGUGUGGUUGUGUUGGUUUGGGGCAGGUUUCUGUUGUUACUGGGUAGGUCCACUGAGUCAGAUGCUACCGGACAUGUUGGUUCAGCCGCUGCAACAACAAAGGAAUUCACCACAAACACAUAAACGCUAGUGUUAUUCUCGAACAAAAGGCCUUUUUAGUUCUGUCGUCAUCGGACACGAUUCAUGUUGGAUGUCUGUGGGUUUACUUUGAGGUGCGGCAAACAUUUGUACAUCUCACUGGGAAUACACUUUUACUUUUUUUUUUAAGUCAAAUGUUUUUAUACAAAAGGACUUCAUAACCGUUUUUUUUUGUUUUUUUUAAGCAUAGACCAGAGAACAUGAGAUCUACGAACAACCCGUGGUUUGGGACAUGUAGUUCCUUGUUCAGCGUUUGAAUCCACUAGUUUUCUCACAAACUGUAGACACAAAAGGGUCUUCACUGUUUUUCUUGCAAAGACACCUUGUGCCAGAGGCUAUAUUUAUGACUUGAGCUGUGAAGGAAAUGUUACACAAUUUCAAGGCUUUUAAAUGGUGUGACAUGUUUGACAGAUUGUGUUGAUAUUUAUUAAUGUGUGCAAGGCUGUAUUAUAUGUUAUUAUAUGUACAAAAAAAUGGAAUCCUAAUUUUUAAAAUGCCAUGUUCACUAUUGGCUUGUAAAUGCUUCAUGUAGCUAAAGCCGCAUAGGGUGUUGGAUGUAUGCUGAAAUGGCAAUAAAACAAUGCAGUAAUUUUGA
This is a messenger RNA of Gadus macrocephalus (Pacific cod), 10468 nucleotides long. RefSeq names its product microtubule associated monooxygenase, calponin and LIM domain containing 3a (gene mical3a). Bases 316 to 8256 code for a protein of 2646 amino acids. Gene Ontology annotation, molecular function: protein binding; FAD binding. The record is from RefSeq and is a predicted model, not a curated record. The transcript has 48 exons. NCBI's taxonomy places the organism in Eukaryota, Metazoa, Chordata, Actinopteri, Gadiformes, Gadidae.